Molecule: messenger RNA, 4433 nt
Organism: Ictalurus furcatus (blue catfish)
Lineage: Eukaryota; Metazoa; Chordata; Actinopteri; Siluriformes; Ictaluridae
Gene: setdb1b
Product: SET domain bifurcated histone lysine methyltransferase 1b
Exons: 22
Coding region: 229-3927 (1232 amino acids)
Biological process (GO): negative regulation of gene expression; heterochromatin organization
Cellular component (GO): nucleus
Molecular function (GO): zinc ion binding; DNA binding; histone H3K9 methyltransferase activity
Source: RefSeq, a predicted model, not a curated record
UAACGUUGGUAGUAGUUGAAGACCAGGUGAAUAAUACCCUAUUGCACCUAUCUAGCAAAAUACCAUUUUUAUUUUUGUUGCAAAUGGCGUUUUUAAUGGAGCCAUUGUUAUGUUUAAGGCGCAGCUAAUAUAAAGACGUUGAUGUUUCCCCGUGCCUGGGUUUAAGUAGCUGAGAACCGGAGGGAUUCAGUCAAGGAGCCUCGGAGGCCGGACUUUGUUGCGGUAGGUAUGGAGGCGGACGCAGAUUUGGGCUCGGCUCUGGACAUGGAGCUGGGGCCCGAGCUGGAGGAGGAGCUCGGCGUUUCUCUGGAUGAGCUGCGCAGGUGGAUCGAGGAGCAGGUGGACAGCAGCGAGGUCGUGCUGCACCGGAAGGCCCAGUUAGCCGAAAUGCAGAACUGGGUCGAGCAGAAAGAAAAGGACAUGGCCAGUAUGGACACACUCUGCUCCAGCGCAUCAGAGUCUGUAAUACAGUGUGAAGUUCUAGUGAAAGAGCUGUACAGUAACAUAGGCCUGGAGUAUCGGGAGAGCAGCUCUGAAGACGAAGGAGUAGGAGGCGGCAACGCUUCCGAGGUCAUCGAAAUUGAUGACGACGAAGACGACGAUGACGAUGACGAAGACGACGAUGACGACGAUGAUGUCAUUGCCGUGGGCUGUGUGGUUCCACCAAAUAAGAACGUAACGCCAGUCAAAGACUCGCUUAUGGAAGCAUCAGCUGCACUUCAGAGAUCCACGCAGCAGGUGCAGAACCUGAUGCAGACAGUCGGUAAGCCAACGCCGUCCACGGCGAUCACGCCCACUAAAGGACUGGCCCCUCCCUCUCCGUCCCGGGGCUCCAUGCUGAACAUUCCAGCAGUGUUCAUGUCCUCCGGCCCUGUACACGCACCCACUCAACCAAAUCCAGCUCUAAAGCAGGAUGUCAUGAGGCUAAACAUGAGCAUUCUGGGUAAAAAACGCACCAAGACCUGGCACCGUGGAACUCUGAUCGCUAUUAACUCAGUGGGCAACGGCUUUAAGUACAAGGUGAAGUUUGAGAAUAAAGGGAAAAGCCUGCUGUCUGGGAACCACGUGGCGUUCGACUAUCACCCAACACUGGAGAGGCUCUACGUUGGUGCUCGUGUUGUUGCCAAAUAUAAAGAUGGCAACCAGGUGUGGCUGUACGCUGGCAUUGUUGCUGAAAUGCCCAACAGCAAGAACCGUAUGAGGUUCCUGAUCUUUUUUGAUGAUGGCUAUGCUUCUUAUGUAGCCCUGCCAGAUCUCUACCCUGUUUGCAGACCCUUGCAGAAGACGUGGGAGGAUAUUGAGGACGAGUCCUGUAGGGAUUUCAUUGAGGAGUACAUCACGGCAUACCCGAACAGACCCAUGGUGCUGCUGAAGCCGGGUCAGAUCAUCAAAACCGAGUGGGAAGGGACAUGGUGGAGGAGCCGUGUGGAGGAAGUGGACGGCAGCCUCGUCAAAAUGCUCUUCCUGGAUGAUAAGCGCAGUGAGUGGAUCUAUCGUGGCUCGACUCGCCUGGAGCCCAUGUUCAACCUAAAAAUGAGCACAGCCAGCAACCAGGAGAAAAAGCUGGCCGGCCAGCAGCGCGUGCGGCCCAACAUGGGAGCUAUGAGGGUUAAAGGCCCUGUGGUGCAGUACACUAACGAAAACAAUAUUCUAGCCAACCGCUCCGCAGUCACCCAGACUACACCACCACGGCCACAGAUUACUGUUCCCUCCCAGCCCGUCCGCACUGAGACUCAGAUGGCUAAGAAGAGUACGUCCCCUUAUGUCCCUGCCGCUCGUCAGAUUGUUACCACUGACCUCCAGCUCAAACCUGUCGGCAUCCUUCCCCAAGCCACCAGCUCCAGACUCUUCUUCCUGCAGUCAGGGCCAGUGCAGACCCUGACACCCAUCGCUCCGGCUCCCCAAACCUUGCCACCUACCAUAACUGCCAUGCCUGCCAUGCCUGCCAUAUCUACCAUAUCUACCAUAGCUCCCUAUGCGGGCGAGCGUAUUCCUCAGGAGCCGUCCUAUCAGGCCCCUAAUGAUCGCCUUUUCUAUAUGAUGCACACCUGCACACCUGAGUGUCUGAAGCGCAUCCGGCCCACGCGACCCAACCUCCACCGGGGCCGAAACCCGCUCCUCACCCCACUUCUGUACGAGUUCCGCCGCAUGACCGCGCGCCGCCGCCUGAACCGCAAGAUGUCCUUCCAUGUGAUCUACAAGUCCCCAUGUGGCCUGAGCCUGAGGAACAUGGCGGAGAUCCAGCGCUACCUCUUCCAAACACACUGUGACUUCAUCUUCCUGGAGAUGUUCUGUCUGGACCCAUACGUCCUGGUGGACCGCCGCUUCCAGCCACAGAGGCCCUUCUAUUUCAUCCGGGACAUCACAAGUGGACGCGAGGACAUUCCGCUGUCCUGCGUCAAUGAGAUCGACAACACUCCGCCACCCAGCGUGGCUUACAGCAAAGAGCGCAUCCCCGAGGACGGCGUCUUCAUCAACACUAGCGUCGAAUUCCUGGUGGGCUGUGACUGCACCGACGGCUGCCAGGACAAGUCAAAGUGUUCAUGCCACCAACUGACCCUGCAGGCCACGGGGUGUACGCCCGGUGCACAGAUCAAUCCCAAUGCUGGCUACAAUUACAAGAGGCUGGAUGAGUGCUUACCUACUGGGAUAUACGAGUGUAACAAGCAGUGCCGCUGUAAUCCUCAGAUGUGCUCGAACCGCUUGGUGCAGCACGGCCUCCAAGUGCGCCUGCAGCUCUUUAAGACCCAGAACAAGGGCUGGGGCAUCCGCUGCCUCGAUGAUGUGGCCAAAGGCUCUUUUGUCUGCAUCUAUGCAGGGAAAAUCCUUACGGACGACUUUGCAGACAAGGAGGGCUUGGAGAUGGGUGAUGAGUACUUUGCUAACCUGGACCAUAUCGAGAGCGUGGAGAACUUUAAGGAGGGUUAUGAGAGCGAGGCACACUGCUCGGACAGCGAGGGCAGCGGCGUAGACAUGAGUCGGGUCAAAAUGGCUUCGUCCCAGCAGGGCAAAAACGGCCCCAAGACAGAGGACCGCAACAUCCGCAGCAAAGGCCAAGACUCUUCUGAUGAGGGGGAGAGCGAUGAUGAAAAGGACGAGUCAAACGGUGAUGAGAGCGAUAGCUCCGAUGACACUUUCGUGAAGGACACGUACUUUUCCUCCAGCUCAGUGUGGAGGAGCUACACGACACGGCGACAGGCCAAGGGCAUGAAGGAAGAGAGUCAGGACAGUAAGGAUGGUCUGAGCAUGUCCGCCGGAGGAACAGAGGACAGGAAGCCACCCCCUGUGCCAGAGGAGUGUGGGAAGAGUAAAGUAGCCUCAUGGCUGACCAGCCAGUCCUCCUCCACCGGAGCACCGAAUGUCAAAAUAGAGGGAGGGCAGAAGACGGAGAAGAAGGAGGUGAUGACCCUCUCCGACAGCGACGAUGUGCAAACGAUCAGCUCUGGUUCUGACGACAACAAAGAGCGUGAAAAGAAGACUCAGGCUGUGGUGAAGAGGCAGGUGGCUGUGAAAUCGACGCGAGGCAUUGCUUUAAAGUCCUCGCAUGGCAUGAUGGUGAAAACAGGAGGUGGUGGAGGUGGGGGCUCGGGAGCCCAUCAUAGCCAAGGAGGCAUUACCCUAGACAAUGGUUCCAAAAGCACACGGCAGUUCUUUGAUGGGGAGGAGUCAUGUUACAUCAUUGAUGCCAAACUGGAGGGCAACCUUGGACGCUACCUCAAUCAUAGCUGCAGUCCUAACCUGUUCGUCCAGAACGUGUUCGUAGACACUCAUGACUUGCGAUUUCCGUGGGUUGCCUUCUUCGCCAGCAAGAGAAUCCGUGCAGGAACAGAGCUGACGUGGGAUUAUAAUUAUGAGGUUGGCAGUGUGGAAGGAAAAGAGCUUCUCUGCUGCUGUGGUUCCACCGAAUGCCGAGGACGACUGCUCUAACACGCACAAACAGACACGUUUACAGAUUAUUUUCAUUCAGACCCACAUCUAGUCUCUGCGUUUGCUGUUUUUAGGAAGCUAUAUAUUUGUCGUUCGAGGACAUCGAGUAAACCGAUUGUGUAUGAAACAUGAAAAAUGACGGAAAAUGUCAGGUGCUCUCUGUAGUUGCAAGAUCUGUCCACCCUUAUUUCCAUCCUUCCAACAUGAAGCUCUGCCUUAAAUCCCCCAAAAAAAGGCCACACUAAGUUGAUCAUACAUAAUAUCAUUAUUUCCUGCAUUUCAUACAUUUCUGUGAAACGCCCCUUCUCCAGGCUUUAUUCUCUUCUCCCUGAUCUCUUUUAGCUUCUGAAUUAGUUCUAAAUGAACUGAACUUUUACUUGUGUUUUUUUGCUUCGCAAUUUUUAUAAGCCACCCUGUUUCGCGUCGUCUGUAUAUUCUGUAUUUGUCGUGUUUGUAAGGACAGACCACACUGUACUGCGCAACAUAAUAAUAAAUUUUGUUCAGAA